Herpailurus yagouaroundi (jaguarundi) is the source of this 2252-nucleotide messenger RNA. It is a transcript of the gene RGS9, whose product is annotated as regulator of G protein signaling 9. Gene Ontology annotation, biological process: G protein-coupled receptor signaling pathway; positive regulation of GTPase activity; intracellular signal transduction. Gene Ontology annotation, molecular function: GTPase activator activity. Gene Ontology annotation, cellular component: plasma membrane; cytoplasm; neuron projection. The transcript has 19 exons. Bases 101 to 2116 code for a protein of 671 amino acids. NCBI's taxonomy places the organism in Eukaryota, Metazoa, Chordata, Mammalia, Carnivora, Felidae. The record is from RefSeq and is a predicted model, not a curated record.
GCGGCGGGUGCGGGGCGCGCGGGCGCCUGCGCCGGGGGCUCCCCCACCCACCCCCUGCGGGCCGCCGGUGUUCCGGUUCCGAACCCACCCGGGGGCCAGGAUGACGAUCCGACACCAAGGCCAACAGUACAGGCCGAGGAUGGCAUUUCUGCAGAAGAUUGAAGCGCUGGUGAAGGACAUGCAGAACCCAGAGACGGGGGUCCGGGUGCAGAGCCAGAAGGUCCUGGUCACCAGUGUCCCUCACGCCAUGACAGGCAGUGAUAUUCUCCAGUGGAUCGCCCAGCGGCUUUGGAUCUCCAAUCUGGAGGCACAGAACUUGGGCAACUUUAUUGUCAAAUAUGGCUACAUUUACCCUCUGCAGGAUCCCAGGAAUCUCGUACUCAAGUCUGACAACAGCCUCUACCGGUUUCAGACGCCGUAUUUCUGGCCCACCCAGCAGUGGCCGGCUGAAGAUACAGACUAUGCCAUCUAUCUAGCCAAGCGAAAUAUAAAGAAGAAAGGGAUUUUAGAAGAAUAUGAAAAGGAAAAUUACAACUUCUUGAACAAAAAAAUUAACUACAAGUGGGACUUUGUCAUUAUGCAGGCCAAAGAACAGUACAAGACUGGGAAGGAAAGGAAUAAAGCAGACAGGUAUGCGUUGGAUUGCCAGGAGAAGGCGUACUGGCUGGUCCACCGAUGCCCUCCGGGAAUGAACAAUGUGCUGGACUAUGGCCUGGACCGAGUGACGAAUCCGAAUGAAGUUCAGGUAAACCAGAAACAAACAAUCACUGCUGUCAGAAAAGAGAUCAUGUAUUACCAACAGGCCUUAAUGAGGUCCACGGUGAAGUCUUCGGUGUCCCUUGGAGGGAUCGUCAAAUACAGCGAGCAAUUUCUGUCCAAUGAUGCCAUCAUGUCAGGCUGCCUCCCUAGCAAUCCUUGGAUAACAGAUGACACCCAGUUCUGGGACUUGAAUGCCAAAUUGGUGGAAAUCCCAACCAAGAUGCGGGUGGAGCGAUGGGCUUUCAACUUCAGUGAACUGAUCCGAGACCCCAAGGGCCGACAGAGCUUCCAGUACUUUCUCAAGAAAGAAUUCAGUGGGGAGAAUCUGGGAUUCUGGGAAGCCUGUGAAGAUCUGAAGUACGGAGAUCAGUCCAAGGUCAAGGAGAAAGCGGAGGAGAUUUACAAGCUAUUCUUGGCCCCCGGGGCGAGGCGAUGGAUAAACAUAGAUGGCAAAACCAUGGACAUCACGGUCAAGGGGCUGAGGCACCCUCACCGCUACGUGCUGGAUGCCGCGCAAACCCACAUCUACAUGCUCAUGAAGAAGGAUUCUUAUGCUCGCUAUUUAAAGUCUCCAAUCUAUAAGGAAAUGCUGGCCAAAGCUAUUGAACCUCAGGAAGCCACCAAGAGAAGCUCCGGUCUCCCAUUUAUGCGACGCCACCUGCGUUCCAGCCCGAGCCCCGUCAUCCUGAGGCAGCUGGAAGAAGAAGCCAAGGCUCGAGAAGCAGCCAACACGGUGGACAUCACCCAGCCGGGCCAGCACACCGCUCCCAGCCCCCACCUGGCCGUGUACACAGGGACCUGCGUGCCCCCGUCUCCUUCGGGUCCCUUCUCCCCCUCCUGCCGCUCCCCCAGGAUGCCUUUCCCCUCGCCAGGCCGCUUCAUCCGGAGGCCCAGCAGCACCAUCUGCCCCACGCCUAUGAGGGUGGCCUCGGAGAGCUCCGAGCAGACGGGGGCCGCUGGUGCCUCCGGGGCCUGCCCGGGGCCCUCCGACCCCGCCGGGGGUGAGGCCUCGGCCGAACACCCCUGGGUCCGGCCCAAGGCCCGCGUGGCUCUGUCCUUCAGCAGGUUUCUGAGACGGGGCUGUUCGGCUUCCCCGGUCUUUGCCAGGCUCUCGCCCAAGUGCCCGCCCGUGUCCCACGGGAAGGUGCAGCCCCUGGGGGACGUGGGCCAGCAGGUGUCACGGCUGAAAUCCAGGAGAGUAGCAAACUUUUUCCAGAUCAAAAUGGACGUGCCUACGCAGAGUGGGACCUGCCUGAUGGACUCGGAGGACACCGGGACAGGAGACGCGGGUGACCGGGCCGAGGAGAAGGAGGUCAUCUGUCCCUGGGAGAGCGUGGCCGAGGGGAAAGCUAGCUGAGCCGGGGGCGCUGGACCAAGAAGACGCUCCCGGCAGACCCUGCCAGAUGGGGCCACGGGCUCUCGAACCCGAGUGCAUUUCGAUCACAUUUGGGGCCUGGAGAGAGAAGACGGGAUGGAUUGUGGGGAAGAGUGCA